Messenger RNA from Zingiber officinale, 1944 nucleotides. Its product is annotated as splicing factor U2AF-associated protein 2-like. Bases 259 to 1803 code for a protein of 514 amino acids. Gene Ontology annotation, biological process: mRNA splicing, via spliceosome. Gene Ontology annotation, molecular function: RNA binding. NCBI's taxonomy places the organism in Eukaryota, Viridiplantae, Streptophyta, Magnoliopsida, Zingiberales, Zingiberaceae. The record is from RefSeq and is a predicted model, not a curated record. The transcript has 14 exons. Gene Ontology annotation, cellular component: U2-type spliceosomal complex; U2 snRNP.
UCCCCCAUCGCCGCACCUCUCUCGGAAUUAUCUCGUAUCUCUCCUUCUCCUGGAGGCCUUGCCGGGUGCCGCCGCGUUCUUCUCCUCUGACGACCUCACUUUCAUCCUCUCUCCAGAACCUCCCCCUUCUCGGCGUGCAACCUCGAAGAAUCGUCUUCGAUCUCCUUAGCGCCGGUCAAGUAAAUCUUCAGGACCACAAGAAAAGCUUUCACUUGCUGCCCAUCUCUCCUCUGCCUCCUUGUCUGCCCCUUCUCACACAUGGACAGCACCAACGUUGCUGCCACAGGGGUGGGUUGGUAUAUCCUUGGUGAGAAUCAAGAGAAUUUUGGCCCUUGUUCCCUCUCGGAUUUGCAAGUACAUUUUGCAAAUGAAUAUAUCUCAGAAAGCACCCUUAUGUGGUCAGAAGGGAUGAAAGAGUGGGCUCUAUUGUCUUCAAUUCCUGAGUUAUACUCAGGCAUGCCUAAUCGGAGAUUUAAUGGUUCUGCUUCAGCAGACAUGCCAGAAGAAGAGGAUGCCUUCACUAAAUGGCAGAAGGAGGUCCAAGAAGCCGAGGCAGUGGCUGAGGCAUUAAAAAAUGGCACUAGUGGUUGUAGUCUUGUGGACAAGGAUGGGGGUGUAUAUGAAGGAACAAAAAUAGACACUGAUAAUCAACCCUCUACUCCUCCAGACGGGGAGGAUGAAUUUACUGAUGAUGAUGGAUGCACAUACAAGUGGGAUUGCGCUUUAAGGAAAUGGGUUCCUCAAGCAAGUGUUUCAUGCCGACCUUCGUCUUUAAAAUUUGAUAGACUUGGAUACUUGAUCUGCUCAGCUGUCCAUCUCACUCCAUUUGUGGAUAACUUACCAAGUGAAACAAAUGAGUAUGCGGCUGAAGAUAUGAUCUUCGCACGUGAGGAGGAAGUAUUUCCUACAUCAACAAUGCCUGAGUCAUCUGUUACUGAAGAAAAAGAAUCUGCUACAAACAUCAUGGAGUCAAAAGCUGAGACAAAGAGAAAGCUGAAUGAUAAGACAACUGAAAAAAAGGAAGCUAAUAAGCCUCCAGAUGGUUGGUUUGAUCUAAAAGUGAAUACACACAUUUAUGUUACUGGGUUGCCUGAUGAUGUUACCGCUGCUGAAAUUGUGGAAGUAUUCUCAAAGUGCGGCAUCAUAAAAGAGGAUCCUGAAACAAAAAAGCCUCGUGUAAAAAUCUACACUGAUAAAGAAACAGGCAUAAUAAAGGGUGAUGCACUUGUUUCAUACUUGAAGGAGCCAUCUGUUGCUUUAUCAAUCCAACUUUUGGAUGGAACACCUCUUCGUUCUGGUGGAAAGACUCUUAUGUCUGUAAGCCAAGCUAGGUUUGAGCAAAAAGGGGAAGUAUUUAUAGCAAAGCAGACUGACAAGAGAAAGAAAAAGAAAUUGAAAAGAGUUGAAGACAAGAUUCUUGGAUGGGGUGGACAUGAUGAUUCAAAGGUGCAAAUUCCAGCUACUGUCAUUUUGCGCAAUAUGUUCACCCCUGCUGAGUUAAGGCAGGAUGAUGAGACUCUUCAGCCAGAACUUGAACAAGAUGUUAGGGAAGAGUGCUCAAAGUUGGGGGCUGUUGAUUCAGUCAAGGUGUGUGAGAAUCACCCACAGGGUGUAAUUUUAGUGAAAUACAAGAACCAGAAAGAUGCUGAAAAGUGCAUUGAGCUAAUGAAUGGAAGAUGGUUUGGUGGAAAACAAAUACAUGCAAGCAUAGACAAUGGCUCUAUCAACCAUGCUCUUAUCCGUGAUAUAGAUGCCGAGGUGUCAAGGCUUGAACAGUUUGGCGCGGAGCUGGAUGCAGAUUGAGUUCACUUGACAAAAUGCAUUUGUUGUGAGUUGGAUGGAAAUGAAUAUUUAUGUAGCUUGCAAGUAGUUGAAUCCAUCUUUAAGAUUGUAGCUACUGAUGAGCUUUGAAUCUUGGUACUUUCUUCUAUCCUUUAUCCUUUA